This is a messenger RNA of Lepidothrix coronata (blue-crowned manakin), 1473 nucleotides long. It is a transcript of the gene CBX3, whose product is annotated as chromobox 3. The coding region runs from base 216 to 932 and encodes 238 amino acids. Gene Ontology annotation, cellular component: nucleus; pericentric heterochromatin. The record is from RefSeq and is a predicted model, not a curated record. Lineage: Eukaryota; Metazoa; Chordata; Aves; Passeriformes; Pipridae. Gene Ontology annotation, molecular function: chromatin binding. Gene Ontology annotation, biological process: chromatin organization; negative regulation of transcription by RNA polymerase II. The transcript has 7 exons.
CUGCCUCAGCCCCCCGCGGAUGUCGCUGUUGCUGCCGCCGCCGCUCAGUGCGCGCAGGGCGGGAGCGAGGAGGAGACGGGAGACCCAAGCGGCUGGGCGCCAUUGAAAAAUCCAAAACAUUGAUCUUUAAGUGACAAGAAUUAGUGAAGCCGAAAAGAGUACCAGAAAACAAUCUUCCAUUGAAUCAAAGAAUUUUAGUCCAACGGAGAAUACAGAUGGAGAUGUUCCCCACUUGUAGCCUGCUUGCCUCAUCACCAGUGCGUGGAAGAAACUGCAGUAAUGGAAUGCUCCUAGCAUGUGUCCUGUUCAAUAGUUACGGGUUAUUGUUGAGUAUUUUGCUUAUUGUAGCACUACGCUAUAAACUUCGCUGCCAUCAGUUUCUCCUUGGUUUUUUGGAACAGCACAAAAUGGGAAAGAAACAGAAUGGCAAAGGUAAAAAAGUUGAAGAGGCAGAGUCUGAAGAAUUUGUUGUAGAGAAGGUCCUGGACAGACGUGUUCAAAAUGGAAAGGUGGAAUACUUCUUGAAGUGGAAAGGAUUUACAGAUGCUGACAACACAUGGGAACCUGAAGAGAACUUAGAUUGUCCAGAGCUAAUUGAAGCUUUUUUGAACUCUCAGAAAGCUGGUAAAGAAAAAACAGACGGUGCCAAAAGAAAAUCUUUGUCAGAUAGCGAAUCUGAUGAUAGUAAAUCAAAGAAAAAACGUGAUUCUGUUGAUAAACCAAGAGGGUUUGCAAGGGGUCUUGCUCCUGAGCGGAUAAUUGGGGCUACGGAUAGCAGUGGAGAGCUUAUGUUCCUCAUGAAAUGGAAAGGCUCUGAUGAGGCAGAUCUGGUGCUGGCCAAAGACGCUAACAAGGAGUGUCCUCAGAUUGUAAUCGCUUUUUAUGAAGAACGACUAACUUGGCAUUCAUGCCCAGAAGAUGAAGCACAAUAAUUGUUUGCAUUGCUUUUUUUAUAUAUAAGAAUAUUAAAACCUAAAGUUUGAUUUAUUAGCAAUGUGAGAAGCAUACAUUCUAACAAGUUUCGAAUUUGAUAUUUUUUUGAAGUAGUAUGUUUUGCAUCAACAGCAAGUAAAUAAAAGCUUUCUGCAACUUGUUUCAUUUAUCACAAGAGAGCAUUUGAUACUACUACUUCCUCCAUAUUAGGUAAAAGCUUUUAUAAAACAUGGAUGAACUUCCAUAGUUAUUACAGGAUCAUAAUGAAUGUCUAAACAAACUCACAGAUGUUUUGUAGUCUUCUGUACUAUUGAUGUGCAUGUAUCUUCUUUACCCAAACCUAGCCCUUUAAACCCCUAGGGUCAUUCUUUUUAGUAUUUGGGAUCGCUUGGUCUUCAGAAGACUAGGUGAAAACUAACUUUGUAGUAAUUUGAAUGUUAUCAGACUUGUUAUUAUAUUGUUACUUAUAUUGUUUACUUUAUUGUAAAUACUGGUGAACAGUGGUCAAUAAAAUAGUUUUAUAUUCUUCCUUUAUACUGA